Molecule: messenger RNA, 459 nt
Organism: Clunio marinus
Lineage: Eukaryota; Metazoa; Arthropoda; Insecta; Diptera; Chironomidae
Source: the annotation of a GenBank genome assembly
AUGGUAUUUCUGAAACGAUAUGAACUUGUUGCUAAUCAAACAGGGAUUGAUUGUGCCGUAAUUCGUUACUCUUUGAACUUGGAUGGUUCUGUGCAUGUUAUUAACUCUGGAUAUGAUGCACAAGGCCAAUUCGUUGAAUUUAUUGGACGAGCUGAUUUGACAUUCCCAGACAGUGAUCCAUUGCUUGGAAAAUUGGAUGUUCAAUUUGUUGUAGGACAACAAAGUGGAAUUUAUUGGACAUUAGCUACAAAUUAUGCUGAUUAUGCUGUUGUGUGGAGUUGUCGUGGACUUCCUGGUGGAAGAUCAACUGAAUCUGCUUGGGUGCUUUCAAGAACACUUCAAACAUCAGAAGCUGUUAGACUUCGUUAUGAAGAAGUUCUUCGAGCUAAUGAUAUUGUGCUGGAAGAAAUGAGAGAAACGAAUCAAGAUUUGGAAUUCUGUCGAAUUCCUAGGCCUUAA